Prunus mume (Japanese apricot) is the source of this 1191-nucleotide messenger RNA. The record is from RefSeq and is a predicted model, not a curated record. Lineage: Eukaryota; Viridiplantae; Streptophyta; Magnoliopsida; Rosales; Rosaceae.
AUGGCUGAUGAUCAUAAUGAAGACCCCCCAAAUGAAGUUCCAGCAGCUGUUCCCAAUGUAGAGCAUGCAGAAGAUGCGGAAAGAGAAUUGCAAAGGCAAGAAGAAAUUCUUUCAAAUCAACAAAUGCGAGAAUAUCUCAGAUCAGUUUUUCAAGAAACUAGAGUUGAAGCCAUUGCUCCACAAGAACAACCACAGCAAGUUGCUGCACCAGAAAAUGAAGAUUUUGCAGCACUUUUUCAGGAAAUGGAACCACAGCAAGAAAAUGAAGAUUUUGCAGCACUUCUUCAGGAAAUGGAACCACAGCAAGAAAAUGAAGAUUUUGCAGCACUUUUUCAGGAAAUGGAACCACAGCAAGAAAAUGAAUAUUUUGCAGCACUGUUUCAAGAAAUUGAACCACAGCAAGUUGCUGCACCAGAACAACUACUAGAACAAGGCUCUUCCUCUGGAAUUAACCCUUGUUAUCAACAAUCAGUCCAAGGCCUCCAAGAGUUUGGUCAGUUUCAAGAAACCGGAGUUGCUGCACCAAAACAACUAGAACAAGGCUCUUCCUCUGGAAUUAACCCUUCUUAUUAUCCGCAAUCAGUCCAAGGCGUCCAAGAGUUUGGUCAGUUUCAAGAAACUGAAGUUGCUGCACCAGCACAACUAGCACAAAGCUCCUCCUCUGGAAUUAACAAGUAUGUCCCUUCUUAUCCCCAAGAAUUUGCUCAAUUACAAGAACGUGGAACCCAACAUGCCCAAGAAAUCAUUGCAGCACAGGGCAUGGCUGAACAACAAGAAGAACUUGAACAAAGUUGGAGCCUCCAAGUCUCACCUCAGUUUCACGAACCUGCAGCCCAAGAACAUGCAGUCAUGGCAUUGGCAGCACAGGACAUGCCUCUGCCUCAACAACCGCAACAAGUAGAACAAGGAGGCCAUGCCCCUCCUGAGGUCCCCCCAAGCCUCCAGAACAAGAUCACAAGGUGCAGCAAGCGUUUUGAGAAGCAGUUGGCAUAUAGUGAUGUGACACGAACUACGCUGUACAUGUACAAAAAAGACGUGGAAAGCCACAUCUUGCCAUUGUUGGAGGCUGAUGAAUUUCGUAAACGAGGCAUCCAGAGCCAGAAGGUCACAGUAUAUGAUAUUGAUGGUGACGAGUACCCUAUGCUGUUCAAACGAUGCGGAUAUGAGUUUCUGCUUCAUAACGCAGACUAG